UGUGUCAGCUCAUAUGAUCGCUUGGUCACGCCUACUGUUUACUAUCAGCGAGUUAUGAUUGAACCGUUUUUUUAAGGCAAUAAACAAAAAAUCCGUAGUUUUAUAAUACACGGGUUGGCAGCUUGGCGAGCGCGCUGAACAAUCAUUUUAUCCGGAUUAAAUGACGGAUUGGGAUUAAGCAGUUUUAAAGCAGUUUUAAUGGCGUCAUCAGCGACAAUCGGUGAGUUCAUGCAGUCUCUCAGUGAAAUGGGUUUCACUGAGAAUCAGAUUCAGGCUGCAUUUCAGGCCGGAUGUUUCUCUGUGCCAGAAGCUGCAGAAUGGAUUGUGCGUGCCGGCAGUCCGAGACACACGCUAACACCGCGUUCCGGUCCAACUACAAGUGCUAUAUCGGCUUUUAACCCUCCGAAAGAUGCUCCAGGAGCUGAAACUGGAGGAAAAGCUGCUGAUUUGGUGCUGCAUCAUCCUGUCGCAGAAUCCGAACCUAUAAGGUCUCGUAUAAAGCAGAACAAUGACUUUCUCGCUCAGGAGAGACAGCGAGCAGCAGAGCACGCUCGGGCCGAACGAAGACAAAACACUCAAGAGCGAGAGUUAAUCUUGAAAAGGAUAGCAGAAAAUCGCCGAGCUCAGCAGGAGAAACAAACCGUCACCCCAUCUGCCAGUGAACGAGAGAAAACGAGCGAACGAGUGCAGGACAGCACAGACAACAAGUGCAUUCUAAUGAUCCGCCUCCCCACUGGUGAGUCUUUGAGGCUGUGUUUUCCGGCUGACGCUCCUCUCCAGGCCGUCGUUGACCAUGUCACUUCACUCCACUCGUCUCUUCCUUCGUUCACUCUUUUUCACGGUUUUCCUCGUCGGCGCUUCAGCGACAAUGACAUGUCACUGACACUGCACUCUCUCGGUUUAACGCCGAACGCCGCACUCGUCCUCCAGGCCAUCACUCCUCCUGAUCCCUCUAUCCCCACCCCCGCUCCUAAUCCUGAACCACCUCGGAGUGACCCUCCUGCCCUUCAGGUGGCAGAUGAGCUAGUUCAACCUGUAGCUCCACCCCAUUUUCACCCAAUACGCUGGGAUGAUAUGGUGCAAGCUGGGAUUGCUGAACCUCGUCACCGCUGGGGUCGUGGACAGAGAAUGGUUCAAGGGGAAGAUCCUGAUGAUGGCGAUGAUGCUAAUCCUGAUGCUGAUGAAGAGCAGGCACUAGCGGAUAUUAAUGCAAUACCUCGCCUUCCUUUUUUCAACGAGCUCAGAGAACAAGAUCAGCAUUACUGGCCGGAUCAGGGAAACAGACUCGGAAAUCCAGAUGCCUUAGUAGAUCCAGCAGAAGGCAGAGUUUUACCCGGCGAGGCAGCUUUACAACGUUUACAAAGAAACGACCAACAGCGCCAUCAUCACACAGAGUCUCUGAUCCCACACAAGAAACCCUGCACUGUGCCCAGACUCAUCACCAUGGCAACACAAGCCGCCAUCUCUCUCAUUAGUGCUCCUAGUAUGCAGUUCGUCAGCAGUUUUUCGUGUCUGACCCCGGAGCUGGCUGAGCGUUUGUUGGGUCACAUGACCGCAGAUCGCGCGCUGACCCCAAGAACCCUUCAGCUCUUCAUAGGCUGCUCGCUCAGAACGCUAACAUUGAACAGCUACCCAUACACCACCAACACACUGCUACAGCAACUCAGCACGUUUACACACCUCACACACCUCAGCUUGGUCAACUCGCCCCUAAUCACUGAUUGUGGGCUGUCGGUGUUGUGCAAGUUGGUGAAGCUGCAGUACCUGAAUCUCUCGUCCUGCUCUAAACUUACUGACGGCUGUUUACAUCACAUGAAAACUCUCAGAUCCUUGUGUGUGUUGAUUCUGGAUCACACUAAAGUAAGCGAUGCCGGUCUGCUGGUGUUCCUUCAGACGUGUCCUCCUGCACUCGUUCACCUGAGUUUAAACCAAACCGCUGUUACAGAGGAAACUCUAACCGCACUGCGUGUGUGCGUACCACAGCUGCGUCUGCUCAGCAUCACACACACCAAGGUGUGUGACGUAUCUACUCUGACCGAUCUGCACGAACUGCAGACUCUUCACCUUGACUUCACCCAGGUUAAAGAAGAAUCGCUGCGGUGUCUUUCAGCACACCGCACCCUAACAUCGCUCAGUCUUCACGGCGUUCCUGUCAGCAGCGGCGAUCACACGCUCGAGAUACUCUCAGGGCUGAAUCUGACUCAGUUAACGCUUCCUGGCCGCCACUCAGUGACCGACGCAGGACUUUUCUUCCUCUGCGGACACGCUCUGCUCUCUGAGCUCGACCUGAGCGACUACACACACAUUACUGACCAGGGUAUCACACAAUUGGGGAAAAUGACUCGGCUAAAGAAGCUUUCACUGAGCAACACUCCACUCACUGAUGUGGGCUUAACAGCUCUGUCUACUCUCACUCUGCUGAUGGACUUGUGCUUAAACCGGACAGCAGUGACAAGCCGUGGAGUCACGGAGUUCAUCACACACCUGCCUUACUUACAGGUUUUAGGUUUGUCCUGCACACAGGUGGGAGACUCGGUACUAAAAGCAUUAAUUCGCUGCACUGAACUGAUCAAACUGAACCUGAGCAAAACUCGCAUCACUGAUCGGGGAUUAAAGUUUCUUCAUGGUAAGAAACUGAGUCAGGUAAAUCUGGACGGUACCGGUGUGACUGCGGGGGGCGUGGCCAACCUGAUCUCUGCUUCCCCUCACCUGAUCAGCAUCCGUGCCAAUAACACACGGCCGCUCCCUCCUGAACAACAAAGCGACGAUGAUGAGGGUAACGAUGAAGCUCGGCCAUAGAAAUGUGACAGAUCUGAGCAGUGCAUACACCAUACCCCCCCACCACACACACACACACACACACACACACACACACACCCCCAUAAACAUUUCCUUUUAUUUCAUGCAAAGCCAUCAUUCAGUUGCUGUUUAAAACAUCUCAGUAGACGACUUUAUAACGCAAUUUAUUUCUAUCCUACAAUUGUCACACACUUUGUCAUGAUAGCUUUAUAAGCGAACAAAUAAAAUAGCAAUGUUAUUAUUAAUCAUUUUGCAGUUAUAUUGUUAACAAAUGGCUGUAAGUAGGCCAGGUUAUUUUUAACAUGAGCCCAGAAUCUCCUUUGGCCCAGUUUUUGAGCUAGCAAGUGCUGUGGCAAUAAAAAAAGAGGUUUUAGUACGCAUGAAACUUUAAACACAGCCUCAUUAACCAGUGGUAUUACAGCAUUAAUACUGUUCUGUAUGCAAAAUCAAAUGAAACGACCUGGGGAAAUGUAUUUAGUAGUAGAAUAGUAAUUACAUAUAACAUGCAACAAAAGUUUAGUACUUACAGCAUUUAUCAAUCAGCCAUUGUUAUUAUUAAUAGAAGUGACAAUAUUAUCAAGUCUUGCCAAUACGUUUGGCAAAUACUUAAAUUAGUUCAGAACAAUAGUUGGUAUUUUGCGGAGUUCUAAAUUAUUGAAGACUGUUCGACAAAAUGUAACCGAAUAAAACAUAUAUUUUUAGAUAUUGUUUGUAUUCUGUAAUAGAUUUGUAUAAGAUCAUUAAAAAAAGAUAACAAAUCA
Molecule: messenger RNA, 3560 nt
Organism: Silurus meridionalis
Lineage: Eukaryota; Metazoa; Chordata; Actinopteri; Siluriformes; Siluridae
Exons: 17
Coding region: 199-2799 (866 amino acids)
Molecular function (GO): protein binding
Source: RefSeq, a predicted model, not a curated record